CUCUGGGAGGGGAAUGGGGGUUAGUGGUUAGAAGGAGGGAGCCAGGACUCCUGGGUUCUCUCCCUGGCUCUGGGAGGGGAGCGGCAUCUAGUGGUUAGAAGUGGGGGGAGGGCUGGGAGCCAGGACGCCUGGGUUCUCUCCCCAGCUAGACGUGACCAUCCCAGCCGCGCCUGUCGGCCUGUGGUGGGCAGGGAAGGGUUAACCCGGGCAGGGAGCGAUACCUGCUGGGUCCCGCCCUGCCCCCCCCCCACCAGCCGGGCCGGUUCUCAGCGCACCUGGCUGCCACCUCCCUGCCCAGCGCCAGCCCGGAUCCCUGCUGGGUCUCUGCCGCCCCCCCCCGCACCCCUCGGGACCUGCCCCCCGCCAUGGCCUCGGGGGGGCUGGGCCGGUGCCGCCUGGCGCUGGGCCUGGCGCUGCUGCUGGACGGGGCGGGCAUGGGGGCGCUGCUGACGGGCAUCUUCGCCCGGCUGCGGGUGCGGGGCCAGGACUUUGGGGACCUGCUGAUCUACUCGGGGGCGGUGCUGGUCUUCCUGAGCCUGCUGGGCUGGGUGCUCUGGUACACGGGCAACCUGGAGCUGGCGCCCGACGAGCUGGGGCGGGACUACGCUGCCAAGGGGGGCACCCUGGCCCGCCUCGCCCGCAAGAUCUCCCGCCGCUGGUCGCGGCGUCAGCCCGGCCCGCUGGCCUUGGGCCCCGUCCGGGGGAGCCAGGGGCCCCCGCCCCGGGAGACGGUCUAGAGAUGCUUUUUGGGACAGAGCCCUGGAGGGGGCGAGUUGGAUGGGGGAUCCGUCUGGGACCAGCACCCCCCACCCCCUCGCUGAUUCAGGGAGCACCCACGGGACUGUGAGACAGAUGAACCGAACUGGCCCCAGGCCAGAGGGACAGAGAUGUGGCCCCUCUGGGGUAGAGCACGGGGGCUGGGUAUCCGGGGACCCCUUGCCCGGCGCUGGGACGGCAGAGCUUGGAGGCUGGGUGCUGUCUCCCCUGACCCAGCGAAGAGGCGUCUGUCGCACGGAAGUGUCAUUUGUUUUUAAAACACUUUUGUGUCUCAGGCCCA
Molecule: messenger RNA, 1057 nt
Organism: Chrysemys picta bellii (western painted turtle)
Lineage: Eukaryota; Metazoa; Chordata; Testudines; Emydidae
Product: transmembrane protein 238
Source: RefSeq, a predicted model, not a curated record